CUAUACCCUCUACUAGACUUUUGCCGCUUGGAGAUUUAGCCAUGGGCCCGUCACUAGGAGAGUUUGCUUGUCAUGGCGCUGCGAGAUUGCACGCCUUCCGUGCUCCGGUCUCUUCACUGGGCAUUAAGUGCCAGCGAGGAUGGCAAACGGCAGAGUCUCCUCCGGCCCCUCGUGCAUGAGGAGUUCGGCCAGUGCACUCUCCUGACACUGCCCAAAUCCGAAGGCCCCGAGGAGACCACGACCGGAAGGACUAAGCCGCAGCCCAAAAAGGCUCGCAUCCAAAAGAGCCAGAUACGGCUUCAGAGUGCCAAGGGCCUGCAAAGCCCCUUGCACUGGAUCUGUGCACACGACGUGUUGGAGACGGGUACUGGAGAAUGCUUGGGAGGGUGGCCAUCCCGAUGCAAUGGGGAACGCACCACCCGCAGCGCCGGUCUGGCGCGCAGCCUGGCCCGGCAGUGGCCCGAAGCGCUCCUGCUGCGUGAUACCCAAGGCCUGUGGCCUUUGAGCUACUUUGAGACCCACUUCUGUGAAGAUUGUUUGCCACACAGCCCACAGAGAGAGCUCCUGGUCAGUUUGUUGCAGAGCUUGCGUGCCUGGGCGGCGCAAGACCCUGAAGCUUUGCUGGUGGCCUUGGAUCCGCAGGCUCUGCGCAGCCUUGCCUCGGCGCUGACCAGGGUCGAGGCUGAAGCCGAGGCAUCGGGCGAGAGGGCAGCGUCUCAGGCUUGGCGUUCUCUUUGGGAGCUCACGGGUGAGGCAGCGCAUCGAGGCCGUCGUUGUGCGGCACUGGAAGCCACUGAGCUCCGUCAAGACGCGGAGCUCUGGCGCCAGCGGGGCGAGGAGGCGCGUCUCCGCCUGGACGCGCUCCGCCGCCUCCAUGGCGAGCCGUGUCGCACCGGCGCGCGGGCGGGGCCGGGCGCGAGGGCCGUGCCCUGGGCAGAGCGGCGGGUGGCCUAUGAGGAGCGUUUGGCCGAACUCCACGCGGAAUUGGGCCGGCUGCCGGAUGGCCGGGUGGUUGCUGAAACGGCGCGCCCAAGUGUAGCGGUGGUCGCGAGUCCUGAGUUGCCAGAGGAGGAAUCCCGAGCUGAGUCGGGUGCCGAUGCGGAGGGUCCGCAGGGCCUCAUCGCCUCCCUCCGGCGCCAUCGCAUCGGAUGUCCGUCCCCGUCGGGCGGCUUCCUGCGAAGUGCACUGGGCGCGGCGGUGGAGCGCUUGGCGGUGGACCUCUAUGAAAUGGAGAGCCACUUCGUGUAUGAGUUGCUCCAGAACGCGGAUGAUAACGGCUAUGCCGAGGACACCAGCCCUUGGUUGAAGAUGGAGCUCCACCAAGACGAGAAUCAGAACUAUUUCUUCUUCUCUGUGAACAAUGAGCUCGGCUUGACUGCCAAGGACGUGCGGGCCCUCUGUGACGUGAAUGCAUCCAGCAAGAUGGGCAGGGAGAAUGUGACAGGGCACAAGGGCAUCGGCUGGAAGAGCUGUUUCCAGGUCUCUGAUUGCCCUCACAUGCUUUCCGGAAGCUUCACCUUCAAGUUUGAUGUGAAGAAGUUGGGCAAGAUGGGCUAUGUCACACCCACUUGGGUCCACGAGGAGGAGCUCCACCAGCUUCCGCCAGAGGUUUGGGAGGCCUACGAUGCUGGCUACACUGUGACCUACUUGCCCUUGAGGCCGGGCACAGAAGAGGGCGUAGAACUGGCAUUGGCAGACUUAGAGGAGCAUUUGCCAUGUCUUCUCUUUCUGCGACGGCUACAACGCUUGGAGUUUCGCUUUCCGCCGUCCACGCCCCGCUCGCCGACCUGCGACGAUCGGCGAACGAGCCUCGACGCUCGCUGGGUGAGCUUCAGUCUUGAGGUCCAUGGACCUGGCCGGAAGGCGGUGCGGGCCAGCCGAGCAGGAGGAGAUUCGUGGCGGACGUUCUUGCUGCACCACCACCAAGUGUCGUGGGAGCAGAAAGACAUGUGCCUCACCCUGGCCUUUCCAAUUGCUGAGGACGGGGAACAGCUGAUGCCUCAGGCCCUCUACUGCUUGCUGCCAGUGCGGAAUCUCGGCUUCGCCUUUUGCAUUGAUGGCCCGUUUGAGCUGAUUGCCAGCAGGGGUGACCUGCAUGAGGGCAGCUGGCGGAACCAGGUGCUUUGUGAAGCUUUGCCCCAUGCCUUUGCAAACGCAUUGGAGAUGCAUCCUUCCCUGGCGCCGCAUGCCUUGGCUUUUCUGGGCCAUGCUGAGCCUUCGCCUUUUUGGCAAGCAGUCCAUGCCCGUCUUCUGGAGCAAAUGCAUGGUACCGCCUGUGUGCCUUUGGAGGACGGUGGCUUGGAUCUACCCGAGAAUUGCUUGUUGCGACCAGGAGGCGGUCUGGCGCUGGGCGCCUCACGGCUGGUGCCGGCAGAACUGCUCCUGCGGAGCUGUGGAAAGCGCUGGGCGCGGGCAACGACUUCAGCGCUGGGCUUGGAGGAGAUUGGCUUAGAGCAUUGGCUGCAGAUCUUGCGCUUCAGAGAUUCGGAUUGGCCCAAAGGCCUGUGUGGCUCAUGGCUCUCUGGUGAGGGUGAUUUGGAGCCCUUCCGCACGCUCUUCGGCUACUUGGGGGAGCUACUGGCAGUGGCAGAGGACCCUUCAGAGGUUCUGCAGCUGCUUUGGGACCUGGAGCUUCUACCCGUCGAGAGCCAGGAGGGGCUCCGGCUGUUCCGCCCGCGGGACCGGGUCUGCUCGCGGCGCGGGCGGACCGGUCCGGCGUGGGCUUGGCAGCGGCUGGAGGGGCAGAUCAGGGUGCUCAGCGAGUCCUUGACGCACCUCGACGGUCCGGCGGGCACCUUCCUGCACGUGGCCCUGGAGCCCUUGGAGGAGGCUCAACUCAAAGAGCGGCUGCUCGCACGGCUGGCGCAGCCUGAGGGGCCUCCAGAGGUGCAGUGGGCUGCGCUGGCUGUGCUGCAGAGCCUCUUUCUGGAGACUCCCUGGGAGAAGGUGAACCAGGUCUUGUGGUUGCCCUCCUUGGGGGAGCCGCGGCUCUUCCCCGCCCACCGCCUGGUCAUGGCCUCCUUCCUCGGUUGCGCGCUGGACGGAGACCGGGCGGUGGCCGCCGCCGCGUCGGCCGCGGCGAGCGGAACGGUGAAUGGACGGGUGGCCAGCAGCUGCGCCGCGGGCUUACCAUUGCAGGCAAGAUUUGUGGAUCCCGAGUAUUUGAGCUAUGGUGAUGCCAUCUCCUGGGAGUCCUUUUUGGAAGUCUUGGGCGUUCGGCCGCUGUACCCGAUCCGCAGCGAACUGCCUUGCUUCGAUCCGCCCGCGAAGGCGCCCGCGGUGAGCUCGACGGCUUUGCCCCAGGUGGAGUCCGCCAGUAAAUCUGCCAAGAUCUGGGCCCAGCGGAAGCUCGAAGGCUUACAGCAGUCGCCCUUGGGAGAGGCCUCCACGCCUAUCUAUCGCGCAGAGGAGCGGAAGAAGCUCAUCAUGGUGCCUUACCAGCGCCUUCAAGCAAAGCAGCUGGUCGCCCAGCUGGUCUCGGCGGAGUGGUGGCGACGCCUGUGUCCGCAGAGCUUUGACUACCUCUUGAAGCGGCUGAAGGAGGUGGACAGCAGCUGGCUGCGGAGCACCGCGUGCGGGACGCCUCCAAGGCCCUUGGCAGAGUACCUCAUCCAGGGCAGUGAGCUCGCCCAGCUCUGCGGGCCCUUCCUGCCCGUGGCAGCACUACCAGAGACCCGUUCCAGAGAGGUGAGGCAGUGCCUUUCACAGUUGGGGCUACUGGGUGACGUAACGCCCAAGAACCUGCUCCGCUGCCUGGAAGCCAUCGCCCAAAACUGUCAGGACGUGGCUCUGUAUGUCGCGCUCUACCAGCGCUUGGCACUCUACGACUUGGAGGAGCAUCUUCCGGCGCUGUCGCAGUUGAUCUUUGUGCCUGGGCAUGGCAUUUUGACCUCGGAGAAGUGUGCCUGGCGAGAUUCUCCCCUGAUGCAACUGGCUGAGGUCCCGGCCUUGUCAGCUCACUACGAGCGCCAUGGCCCGCGGAUGGAGGCUUACUUCUUGCGCCUGGUGAAGCUACAUUUCUCCUUCUCACCUCCGCACCUGCUGCAUGCCCUGCGUCGGCUGGUGGAGCGGGUCAACUCGGGGGACUCGGCGGUGCCGGGUCAGACUGGCCUGGAUGGACUGUUGGAGACGGCGACUGGGAUCUACUCACAGCUGGCCAUCUACCUGAAAGAUCACCAGUCGGAGGCGACCUUCGUGCUACGAAGCUUCCGCAACGAGCGGCUGGUGUUGCUGAGGCCGACGUCCAACGGCCUGCCCAAGCGGCUCAUGGCAGAGGAGUGCUGGUGGCAGGUGGGCGCGGAGCUCGCGGAGGUGGAAAGCGUGCAGAAGUUGGCGCUCUGCCGUUUCUACAGCAGCGAUUUGCAGCCCUUCUUUCUGGCCAUUGGCGUCCAUGAAGCGAUCUCGCGCGCGGCGCUGCGGAAGCUUCUGCAGCGGCCGGCGGAGCUCACGAUGUCGAAGUGGUCGGGCCUCGAUGUCUCCGAGAUUGAGGAUUUGGGCCUCUUGCAGACCAGCAGCCACUUCCGCCCACCGGACUGGCACGCGCCGGACGCCUCACCAGAGCCGAGUGAGGAGGAGCCACCAGGCACCUCAGCCUCUCCGCCCUUUCAGCCUCCACGGCGAAGCGAUCCCCAUGUACCAGCCAUGCGGACCAGGGAGGAGCUUGAGCGCUUGCAGCGAGAGGAGGAGGAACGCUCCCAUGCCCAACGCUCGUCUCGGCCCAACGCUCGCGUGCUCCGUGGACUGGGUUCAGGCGGACAGGCUGGAUGCAGAGGUAGCGUUGAUGCUGGUCCGGUGGAUGCUGGGUCGGCUGCUGCUGCAGAGCCUGAAGAGGGCGAGGGCGAGGACAACGAGGGCUUGGAGGAGCUGCAGCGGCGCCUGCAAGAGCUUCAGCUGGAAAGUCGUCGUCAGCAGCAGGAGUCCUUCGAACUUCGUUCUCGCUGGGCUCAGGCAGAAGAUGAUGCUGAAAGAUACAUGAAGAUCUUGCGGGAGUUCUGGGCUGCCGAUGAGUCGUUGCGGACGCUGGGGUGAGAGAUGCUGACUGAAGUGCCAAGACCAUCCAAGACCCCCGAAAAGACAGCUAGGUGUAGGUGGUUUGCAUACAGUGCCCCAAGUGACCA
Messenger RNA from Durusdinium trenchii, 5117 nucleotides. Lineage: Eukaryota; Dinophyceae; Suessiales; Symbiodiniaceae. The record is from the annotation of a GenBank genome assembly.